This is a messenger RNA of Argiope bruennichi, 2751 nucleotides long. Its product is annotated as glycogen phosphorylase-like. The record is from RefSeq and is a predicted model, not a curated record. Gene Ontology annotation, biological process: glycogen catabolic process. The transcript is spliced from 18 exons. Gene Ontology annotation, molecular function: glycogen phosphorylase activity; pyridoxal phosphate binding. Gene Ontology annotation, cellular component: cytoplasm. The coding region runs from base 49 to 2601 and encodes 850 amino acids. NCBI's taxonomy places the organism in Eukaryota, Metazoa, Arthropoda, Arachnida, Araneae, Araneidae.
GAUAUAAAAACAUAGAGAGCUUCCUGCAAGACCGAACGAGAGCACACGAUGUCGGCCCCACCGCAAAGCGAUAAGGAGAAGUUAACUCAGAUCUCCGUAAAGGGGAUAGCGCUGGUAGAAAAUGUGAAGAACGUCAAGACCACCUUUAACCGGCACUUACAUUAUACACUAGUGAAGGACAGAAAUGUGGCAACCCUACGGGACUACUACUAUGCCCUCGCCCACACAGUCAAGGACAACCUGGUCAGCAGAUGGAUCAGGACACAGCAGCAUUAUUACGAUACUGAUCCGAAGAGAGUAUACUACCUUUCUUUGGAAUUCUUGAUGGGAAGGACUUUAACAAAUACCAUGGUCAACUUGGGCAUCCAAAGUACCUGUGAUGAGGCUUUGUAUCAGCUGGGUCUAUACCUCGAAGAAUUGCAAGAAAUUGAAGAAGACGCUGGCUUGGGUAACGGCGGUUUGGGCCGACUUGCUGCCUGCUUCUUGGAUUCCAUGGCCUCUUUAGGAAUGGCAGCGUACGGUUACGGACUGCGAUAUGAAUAUGGAAUAUUUGCUCAGAAAAUUCAAGAUUGUGAACAAGUAGAAGAACCUGAUGAUUGGUUGAGGUUCGGCAAUCCAUGGGAGAAAGCUCGACCCGAGUACAUGAUUCCCAUCAACUUCUAUGGCAGGGUGGAGAAAUCAAAUGGAGUUUCCAAAUGGGUUGACACGCAAAUAGUUUUUGCUAUGCCUUAUGACAACCCAGUCCCAGGAUUUCGAAAUAAUGUCGUCAAUACACUUAGAUUAUGGUCAGCCAAAUCUCCAAAUAGCUUCAGUUUGAGGUUUUUUAAUAAUGGAGAUUAUAUCCAAGCUGUACUGGAUAGAAAUUUGGCAGAGAACAUUACUAGAGUUUUGUAUCCAAACGAUAAUGUAUUUGAAGGCAAAGAGUUACGUUUGAAGCAAGAAUACUUCUUGGUAGCAGCAACCCUUCAGGAUAUCUUAAGGAGAUUUAAAACAAGCAAAUAUGGUUCUACUGAUGCAGUUCGAACUUCCUUUGAUAAAUUCCCUGAAAAGGUAGCACUACAAAUGAAUGACACACAUCCUGCUGUUGCAAUAGCAGAAUUAAUGCGACUUCUCGUAGAUAUCGAAGGAAUACCAUGGGAUAAGGCCUGGAAAAUUACGACACAAACUUGCGCCUAUACCAAUCACACCAUCCUUCCGGAAGCGCUUGAGAGAUGGCCAACUUCCAUGUUUGAGAACUUACUACCUCGUCAUCUUGAAAUAAUAUACGAAAUCAACGCCAAUCACUUAAAGCGAGUAUCCGAAAAGUACCCAGGAAAUGUUGAUAAACUUCGCGACCUGUCCAUCAUCGAAGAAGGAGGGGAGAAGUGUAUCAAUAUGGCAAGACUGGCGAUCGUAGGAUCACAUGCAGUGAACGGAGUGGCUAAGAUUCAUUCGGACAUCAUCAAGAGCACAAUAUUCAAAGAUUUCUAUGAACUGGAUCCAGAAAAAUUUCAAAACAAAACCAAUGGAAUAACUCCACGACGUUGGAUGGUGCUUUGCAAUCCAGAGCUAGCUGAUGCUAUUGCUGAGCACAUUGGAGAAGAAUGGAUCACAGACCUUUCCCAACUAAGGAAAAUCGAACCACUUAUAAAAAACCCGAGUUUUGUGCAAAAAGUGCAGCAAGUGAAAAACGAAAAUAAAAUGAAACUGGCCAGUCUGAUCGAAAAAGAAUACGGAAUAACGCUAAAUAUCGAAUCUAUGUUCGACGUGCAAGUUAAAAGAAUCCAUGAGUACAAGCGCCAACUCCUGAACCUAUUACAUAUCGUGACGAUGUAUAACAGAAUCAAAGACAACCCGAAUGCACCUUUCGUACCACGAACUGUCAUGAUUGGAGGAAAAGCUGCUCCAGGCUACCAUACAGCAAAACAAAUCAUUAAACUAAUCUGCCACGUUGCCAGAGUUGUAAACAACGAUCCUAUUGUUGGCGAUAAGUUGAAAGUAAUCUAUCUUGAAAACUAUCGAGUCACUCUUGCUGAGAAAGUCAUCCCUGCCACUGAUCUCAGCGAGCAGAUCUCAUUAGCAGGAACUGAAGCGUCCGGAACUGGUAAUAUGAAAUUCAUGUUAAAUGGAGCUUUAACCAUCGGUACGCUGGACGGUGCAAAUGUGGAAAUGAGAGAAGAGAUGGGCAAAGAAAAUAUUUUUAUCUUUGGAAUGAAUGUUGAUGAAGUUGAAGAACUGAAAAAAAGAGGGUACAAUGCGAUGGAAUAUUAUGAAACACUUCCUGAACUCAAACGAUGCGUCGAUCAGAUAAAAUGUGGCUACUUCAAUCCUCAUAACCCUGGCCUGUUUAAUGAUCUUGUGGAUAUUAUGCUCAAAUAUGACAGGUUUUACGUACUAGCAGAUUACGAAGAUUAUAUUAAAUGCCAAGAAAAAGUGAACCAGUGCUAUCAGAACGGAAAUGAAUGGACUGUGAAAGCUAUCAAGAACAUAGCCAGCUCCGGUUAUUUCUCCAGCGACAGAACAAUUGAAGAAUAUGCAAAAGACAUUUGGGGUGUAACACCAACAAGAGAGAAACUCCCAGAUCCUCAUGGACCACAGGACUUGCAAGACCAGAAGAAAUGAAUUUCAAAAUAGGUCAAAAUAGAACUUUCAGAAACCAAUUGUAUUCACUUCAAAAUAUGUUGGCCAAGAAAUGCUAUCAUUUCAUUUCAAUUACAUGUAGAAAUACUUUAUUUUUAUUGUGUUUAAUCAAUAAAUAAUUAUUCAUUCUUG